Molecule: messenger RNA, 1261 nt
Organism: Solanum pennellii
Lineage: Eukaryota; Viridiplantae; Streptophyta; Magnoliopsida; Solanales; Solanaceae
Product: probable NAD(P)H dehydrogenase (quinone) FQR1-like 2
Exons: 2
Coding region: 197-958 (253 amino acids)
Molecular function (GO): NAD(P)H dehydrogenase (quinone) activity; FMN binding
Source: RefSeq, a predicted model, not a curated record
UUGAGGACUUCCGGUCAACUCUGCUUGUGAUAAUCCAAGAAUCAAGAUAAUCUAAAAUAGCUAAUAGUCCCUAUUAAAUUCUCAAUUCAAGAAUUGCUCACAACCUAUUUGGAAAAAGUCCCACUUGAAGAAAAAGUUGAAAACUUUGAGAUAAAGGGUUGUGAUUAUUCUGGAUUUCUUGAUUAAAUUCAGCUAAAUGGGUAAAGGAGGGGGUUGUAUGCCAAGCAAGAACAAGUUUCCUAUAAAUGAAUCAGCAGAGAGACCAGCGAGUCAAACUGAUAUUACAGGGUCAGAAGCAGAAGGGUCCAAGAAGUUGAGAAUAUUCAUUGUGUUUUAUUCAAUGUAUGGACAUAUUGAAAGAUUAGCUAGAAGGAUGAAAAAAGGGGUAGAUGGGAUUGAAGGUGUUGAAGGGGUUCUGUAUAUGGUUCCUGAAACUUUAGCACCAGAUGUUUUGGAACAAAUGAAAGUCCCCCCAAAAAAUGAUGAGAUUCCAGUGAUAUCUGUGGAUGAUCUUAUGGAAGCUGAUGGAUUCUUGUUUGGAUUUCCUACAAGAUAUGGAUGUAUGGCAGCUCAGAUGAAGGCAUUUUUUGACUCCACAGGGAAGUUGUGGAGAGAACAAAAGCUUGCUGGAUUGCCUGCAGGGUUCUUUGUAAGUACUGGUACACAAGGAGGUGGGCAGGAGACCACAGCCUGGACAGCAGUCACUCAGUUAGCUCACCAUGGGAUGCUCUAUGUUCCAAUAGGAUACACAUUUGGAGCAGGAAUGUUUAGAAUGGAUUCAAUAAGAGGAGGCUCUCCAUAUGGAGCAGGAACUUUCUCUGGAGAUGGUAGCAGGGAACCUAGUGAACCAGAGUUGGCGCUGGCCGAGCACCAGGGCAAGUACAUGGCAAUGACAGUUAAAAGAUUGGCUCAGCACUAUUCCUUACCACCUGAUAAUGCCAGCUCCCGGCGUUCUUAGAAAUUGAAAAAUGGCCAAAUUUACCCUUCUACUAUGUGAAAUGUCUUAAUUUUAAGUUAUACUUUGGGGUCAUUCAUACCUUUCUCGUUAAGAAAUCGUCUUUGUAUCUGUAUUUGCCUUUAAUAGAGCUCCAAAGUGAACCAAUUGAUAAGGCUUCAAUUUGCCCCUCUACUUUUCACUAUACUUUAAAAUUACCUCCUUCGGUUAUACUUCAGGUUGGAGUUCCGUUAGGAGCGAGAACGGCAAGGGUGUGGAUGUCCUUAAAAAGAAUAACACAUCAGUAAAUUCAAAAUCUUUCAUUUA